This is a messenger RNA of Hordeum vulgare subsp. vulgare (domesticated barley), 2849 nucleotides long. RefSeq lists its product as uncharacterized. Bases 1 to 2547 code for a protein of 848 amino acids. NCBI's taxonomy places the organism in Eukaryota, Viridiplantae, Streptophyta, Magnoliopsida, Poales, Poaceae. The transcript is spliced from 7 exons. The record is from RefSeq and is a predicted model, not a curated record.
AUGCACCGGCCCCGCUGUAGCACGCACCAGCACGACUUCUGCAGUGUGUGCCCCGCUCAGCUCUUCAGCAUUGACAGGCUCGCCAGCGACGAGCAUGUGCACACAUGUAUUUGUUUGGAACGGCAUGAGCGAAUAAGCCUGGAACCUGGAACAGCAAUUCAGCCCUGCAACCUGGGCGAGCCGUUCUUGAACUUGGAACCUGAAUUAUCUUCAGAUCGAUCUCUACAGCGGCCGAUCGGCGAUAGCAACCUGGGCGACCGCCGACAGGAGUUCAAGGCCGCAGCCGUUCGAUCUAUAAUGCAGCGCCACAGCGGCGACAGGAGUUCAAGUGUUCAGAGCUUAAACUGCGACGGCCGACGGGUGACAGAUAGAGUGGGCACUUCUGAUCAAGAUAUGCCGGAGAUGGAAAAUGUUGCAGAGCAAGCUGAAAUUGUAACCACACCUUAUCACAGAGAUCUGCUUGUCCUUUUAGAGGCCAUGAUGAAUCUGUGGGUUCUAAGAACCGAGGAAAUUUUUAUUGAAAUGGUCAAGAUUCUUGCUUCGUACAAUAAAGACAUGGCAGCGGUUGUUUUGGAAAAUGCUCCUGGAAAUGCAAAGUAUACCUCCGGAGAAGUUCAGAAAGAGAUUGUUGGCAUACUUGCUCGACAAGUGCAAAAGUCAAUUAAAGAAGAAAUCGGUAAUGGCAAGUUCUGUAUAAUGGUUGAUGAAGGUCGAGAUGAAUCAAAAAAGGAACAAACAGCAAUUGUUAUUCGGUUUGCCAACAAAGAAGCAGAAAUAACUGAGCGAUUUCUUGAUCUAGUUCACGUUAAUGACACUGCUGCCUUAACUCUGAAAAAUGCAAUUUGUGGUGUACUAGCAGAUAAUGACGUGAAUUUACAGUUGGCUCUUGUUGCUGCAUCAAGGGAGCUAGAUGUGUGUAACCAUCCAGAACUGAUUACCUUGCCAUCAAUUGCUGGUUUAGCAAAAGGACUAGUUAAAACAGAUAAAGCUUCUUCACAUCCAAUGGUUGACAGUACAAAACUUUCGGGACAGAGGGAGGCCCAUAUAAACAGAACCCAGCCCACCCAGAACACAAACGCUGCCUCACUCAACUCUCAGUCUCUCACUUCCCAAACCGAAGCCCAAAGCCUUGACCUUUUUCCCACCCAACCAAAACCGCGAGCAAACCCUCACGCCGGCGGCGGCCGCCCCCCACCGACGACGAUGCCCGGCGACGCCUCCACGGCGGCCGAGGCGCUGGCGCAGGCGGAGGCCGACCUCUCCGCGGGCCGCCUCCGCGCCGCGCAGAGGCAGGCCCGCCGCGCCGCCCGCCUCGACCCGGACUCGGCAGCCGCCUCCGUCCUCCUCGCCGCCACCUCAGUCCUCCUCGCCGACGCCGGCUGCCCCCGCGCCACCCUCCUCCUCCCCGAGGACCCAAAGUCGUCCCUCGCCAGCGACCCCGACGCCGUCCGCCGCCACUACAAGUCCCUCUCCAGAUCCCUCCGCCCCGACGACGGCGCCUCCUCCUACCCCGCCGCCGCCGCCGCGGCCCAGGAGGCGCUCCGCCGCGCCGCCGACGCCUACGCCGCGCUCAAGGAGGAGCGGGAUGCCCCGCCCCCGCCGCCCACCUUCUGGACGGCCUGCGCCGGCUGCCGCCUUCUCCACGAGUUCGACCGCCAGUACGUCGGCUUCCGCCUCACCUGCCCCUCCUGCCGCCGGACGUUCCUCGGCUCCGAGGUGCCCCCUCCUCCGCCGCCCAAGAAGCACAAGGCGGAGAAGACGCUCGCCGAGAUGCAGCUCCAGCUCGCCAAGAGAAGAGGGAAGGAUCACAAGGUACCCCAGAGCUCAUCCAGUGAUGAAUAUGACGAGCCGGCGGAAUCGGAGGUGCAGGAGGAGGACCCGGUUAGCGAUCACUCGGGGCAGAUGACUGUGGAAGACUCAGACUUCUACAAUUUUGAUGCCGACCGCGUCGAAAAGUGCUUCAAGAGAGGCCAGGUAUGGGCAUUGUAUGGGGACGACGAUGGCAUGCCGCGGCACUAUGCGCUGGUGGAGAUGGCAUCGCCGGGCAGGCAGUUCCGCGCACAGAUACGGUGGCUGGAGCACCAGCCUGACGGGAAGGAGGGGAAGCCAUGUGGGUCGUUCAAGGUCGGGAGAGAAGCCAUGGUGAGCUCGGUGAAUGUCUUCUCACAUCUUGUUGCCUGUGAAAGGGUGGCGAGGGAGAAGUACCGUGUUUACCCCAAAAAGGGGUCAGUCUGGGCGCUCCAUGCCGGAGAGUACGCCGACACCGGGAGGCCCAAGUAUGACUUUGUGGUGUUCCUCAGCGGGUACAGUAACGUGCACGGCAUUAGCUUUGGCUACCUGGACAAGGUUGAGGGUUUCAGGAGCAUCUUCACGCGCCGCGAGAUAGGUGUCCAUGCCAUUCAGUACCUCCGGGAGGGCGAUGUUGGGAUGCUUUCGCAUCAGACACCAGCAAAGAAAGUCUCCAAGGGUGAGUCCUCGGCACUGCCUCCUGGGGAUUGCUGGGAGCUUGACCCUGCAUCUUUGCCUGCUGAAUUACUGCACGCCUAAAGGCACAAGUGGCUUCGGAGUGAUAAUGCUGACAGGGCCGUUAGGACUGUUUAGGUUCCAAGUUGUGUAUUAGUAGGGGAAGAUGAUCAUUUGGAUGGUGUCAGAUGAUGUGAUGAUGCUUCUAUUUGAAAACUCUAGAUGGAUAUUGGUCUUCUUCAAGUGGAGACUUUGAAAUCAUGGAUGAUUGUGGCUGUUUCAGAGUUCAGUGCUCAGUGUUGAGUUCUACUAUUGCAGUGUGUGAAAUGGAUUAUCUUCAUAUGUAUUGAUUGAUUCCGUGAAUUUUAGGGAAUUAUUUGAUCUAA